This is a messenger RNA of Zingiber officinale, 684 nucleotides long. RefSeq names its product U3 small nucleolar ribonucleoprotein protein MPP10-like. The record is from RefSeq and is a predicted model, not a curated record. Gene Ontology annotation, cellular component: sno(s)RNA-containing ribonucleoprotein complex; Mpp10 complex; nucleus. The transcript has 7 exons. Gene Ontology annotation, biological process: rRNA processing. NCBI's taxonomy places the organism in Eukaryota, Viridiplantae, Streptophyta, Magnoliopsida, Zingiberales, Zingiberaceae. Bases 1 to 684 code for a protein of 227 amino acids.
AUGGAGGAGCCCAGAAAGACGAACAAGAAGGCAAAGAAAGCAAAGGUUAAGAAAGACAAAUGGGGGCAGCCACUGCUUGUCCCUGUCGACGACGCCGAACAAGCGAGUGAAGGCGAGCAAUUUCAGUGGACCGUUGAGGAGAAGGCGGUGGUGCCGGAAGAAGGUACCGAAUCUCAUGAAAUUACCAAGGUGGUAGUCAGCGACAAUCUAAUUCAAGUUUAUGAUUUCUUCCAGGGUCAUUUUGAUGACGUUGAAAGAGCACCUAUCUUGCCAUCUAAACCCCCUAAGGAGACCAAAGAGAUAGAUGAAAAUAAGAGUAAGAAGGGGCUUGCCGAGAUAUAUGAGGAAGAAUAUGCACAGAAGAUGAGUCUAGCUCCAGCUCUUCUUUCUGCUUCUGAUAAACUUAAGAUUGAGGCAACAAUGCUAUUCAAAAAGAUUUCCUUAAAGUUGGAUGCGCUGUCUCACUUCCAUUUUGCUCCAAAGCCGGUUAUUGAGGACAUGUCUAUACAAGUCAAUGUAGCUGCUCUAGCAAUGGAAGAAGUUGCUCCAUUGGUCGUCUCAGAUGCGGCUAUGCUUGCCCCUGAGGAGAUUUUUCAUGGAAAAGGAAACAUCAAAGAAGAGGCAGAGUUAACAAAAGAAGAGAGGAAAAGGAGACGGGCCAACCAGAAAAGAAGAUUUAGAUGA